UAAAAAUACAAUAUUCAAAUAAACAGGUGGACGUGCCAACACCUCAUUAAAUUUAUGUUUCCUUAAGAAAAAGUUUUGUUUUUUUUUUUUUAAGUGUGAGAUGCACAAAAUGAGUUUCCUCUGAAAUCUGAAAAUGUCUUCAGGUCAGGUGUGAAUGAGUCCCAUCAUGCAAAGACGUCAUUUGUCAUGUUGAGACAUGAAGCUCAGCAGCAGCUAUUAAAGCACACAGACAAACUGCAGGCCAGAUAAAGGGACAGUUUGGGGGAUUCGGCUCUGCAGGCAGAUCCACAUCAACCAUCCAUUCAAAAUGUCAGCCAACUCCUCUUCCUCCUCCUCUUCCUCCAACUCGUCCAUUCAGUUUGAUCAAACUGACUGUGACUUUGUCAGCAUCAUGUUUCUUGCCUCUGCAUUCAACCUCAGCAGAGCCGUCCUCCUCCUCCCUGUGUCCGUCUUCGUCCUCAUCCUGGGCGUCCACCAGAGCCGCUCCUUUACAGCAGCGACCCACUUGGACGUCUUCACCUACCACCAGGCCGUCAUGGAGCUGAUCUGGGCUCUGGGGGCAGGACUCGCCUCUCUGGGGCUUUAUUUUCAUCUCCCAAAUGUUCCAGUUUUCGGCUACAUUUUUAGCAGCGUCGUUUUCUUUGGAGAGACCCUGUUUCACAUUCUCACCUGUCUGGAGCGUUACCUGGCUGUUGUUCACCCGGUCACCUACAGGGGGCUCCAGAACCGCCACGGAGCCGCCAUCAGGAACGGCUGCAUCGUGUCUGCCUGGCUGCUGUCCUGGAUGUGGGCCUGUCUCAUAGUUUUACACGACAGCAUCUUGUCCAUGAUCUCAUUCUUGUGUUUCCUGGUUCUGUCUCUGAUCAUCAUCUCAGUCUGUAGCUGCUCUGUCCUCUGUGCGCUGAUCCGACCCGGCCCGGGGGACAGAGACAGAACCAGGGGACAAAUGGACCAGAUGAAGCUGAGGGCGUUUUUUACGGUCACAGCUAUAAUGGCCGCGGUUUUCUUGUGGUUUUUUGCAUUUCUUAUUGCCACCGCGGCUAAAUAUGCCAAUGUGUUCAGUCACAGCGUCUGGUGUGCGAUUGAUUAUUACGUGAUGUGGUUUAGUCUCCCCAGCAGUCUUACUUUACCCUUACUUUACGUGCACAAAAAAGGAGCUUGGUCCAACUCAUAAUGCAACAGAUUAUUGUAAAUUAGGUAAUCUGGAGCCAAAUGAAGUUAGAAGUUGGAGACAUUUAGUUUGUGAAGUUGUUGUACAGAAGAUGGUGAGCAUGGCUAAAGCAGUGCUGGGCUGCAGAUUCAAACCACUGCAGUCUAUUGUUCAAAAAUAUGACUUUUUUUUGGUAUUUUUUGUUGUCAUUGUGUUAUUUAUUUUUCUAAUGUAGCAUUUUAUGUAUGUGAAUAAUUGGAUUAUGUUUUUAGAAAUAUUCGGAACAUGACUGUCAGUGAUGUAAACUCAGUAUUUCUACUGAGUUUUAUUAAAGUGCAUAUUGAUUGGUUGCUUAUUGGAUAUGAUGUGUUUUAGUUUGUAAGUAUACAUGCUAACAUAGCUCAUGAUGUGAGCUGUAGAUGUAAUGAAUUUCAGGUUUUUACUGGUUUGAUUUAAAAUAAACCAUCAUAUGAUGCUGUU
Poecilia latipinna (sailfin molly) is the source of this 1630-nucleotide messenger RNA. RefSeq lists its product as uncharacterized. Gene Ontology annotation, biological process: positive regulation of Rho protein signal transduction; phospholipase C-activating G protein-coupled receptor signaling pathway. Gene Ontology annotation, molecular function: lysophosphatidic acid receptor activity. Bases 308 to 1174 code for a protein of 288 amino acids. The record is from RefSeq and is a predicted model, not a curated record. Lineage: Eukaryota; Metazoa; Chordata; Actinopteri; Cyprinodontiformes; Poeciliidae. The transcript is spliced from 2 exons. Gene Ontology annotation, cellular component: plasma membrane.